Molecule: messenger RNA, 1386 nt
Organism: Cadophora gregata
Lineage: Eukaryota; Fungi; Ascomycota; Leotiomycetes; Helotiales; Ploettnerulaceae
Exons: 1
Coding region: 1-1386 (461 amino acids)
Source: RefSeq, a predicted model, not a curated record
AUGUUCUCGACUUUUCCAUCCACACCAGGCAGAGGCCGUUCAAGAUUCUCGAAAGUAUUACCCGUGCCGCCAGGAGAGGCUUCAAAUCAAGCAGAAAAGUCGCCAGUAGCAUUGACUCCGAGGUCUUUCAGAACAGAGUUGCCACCUUUGCCGAGGGACGCAGCAAAGCCCUCCAUGGCGAUUCCACGACGACCUGUAGGCAGCGGGGCUGGUGGGGAUGUGAAGAGCGAGAAGCCUGCCAGAACAGCAUCGACCGCCAGCGUCUCUUCCAUGUAUUCUGACUCCCCAGGAGUCUCACGGAGUUUGUCGGGUAGCAGCAGCACGAAAGAUUCUCCGAGUGGUGUUGAUUCACCAGAGGACGGGCCAACGCCGCCUCUACCACCGAAAGGCAAAGACCGCCAAAAUUCAGAUGAGAAAGCGGAUUCGCAAAAACAUAAAGCCUCGUCAAAUUCAAUUUCGAGUUUUGAUAACGCUGUCCAACCGACCGAGAUUUGGCGGAGGCGCUCGGGAAAGAGCGACCGCAGCAUCGCUUUCCCUGAUUUGAUAUUAUCAAAGUCGAACGGCUCAACAGCGAGUCCUCCCAGACGGCAGGAGCAAACCACAGAUCGAGCUCCUCCACCAAAAAGUAUCACAGCACGGAGACCUGUGCCUGCUCGACCAGCUCCACAGGCAUUGAUGGGGAACAAGCUCGCGAAGCUGAAGACGAAGGGUUCGAGGGAGGAUUCCAACGAUGAAGACCCAGCCUCAGCUCCUAAGCCGUAUGAGUCUAUUCAGCGUCUCCCUACGCCAGAGUACCUCAAGGCGGACAAACAGCAGCCUAUAACGCCCAGUAUACUCUCGCCCGUCUCGCCGUUCACCCCGCCGGACGACAAACCCCCUCUUGUCCCGCGCAAGUCUGAGUCUCGCAGUCUCGCUGUAAGCCAUGGGAGUAGUGAUGCCACAAUCGUUGCUCGAGAAAUUGUGGCCCCUCAUACACCUACACAAGAGAAUGAUCCUCCUUUCAAGCUCUCAGCUCACACUCGGGACGGCAGCGAUGCGCUUGCACCUCAACCAUUGUCUGGCAAGACUUCGCCCUUGGCCCUACCCUCUCCAGCCUCUCAUGCCGCAUACUUCCCAACAAUUCGAAGUCCGGCUGCGUAUGGUACAAUCUUCCCAUGCCCAGAGCUAGAUUUGGUGCAUUUGGAUUGCUACCAAUCGCAUAAGCUUAUGAGGGGUUGCAACAACAAAGUGUGCCCUACAGCUUGCAUGGUUUGCGAGCGACGGGAUACCGAAAAGCGAUGGAGGUGUGCGUGGUGCUGCCUGAGUGCCUGUGGAAGUUGCAUCCGAGUUCUGGAUUCAGUGCCAGGAAAGGAUCUACGGCUGGCUUUGGAAAGGAUUGGAAAAUGA